Messenger RNA from Lemur catta (Ring-tailed lemur), 6046 nucleotides. RefSeq names its product ADAM metallopeptidase with thrombospondin type 1 motif 12 (gene ADAMTS12). Gene Ontology annotation, biological process: proteolysis; extracellular matrix organization. The coding region runs from base 1 to 4806 and encodes 1601 amino acids. NCBI's taxonomy places the organism in Eukaryota, Metazoa, Chordata, Mammalia, Primates, Lemuridae. The transcript has 24 exons. The record is from RefSeq and is a predicted model, not a curated record. Gene Ontology annotation, molecular function: metalloendopeptidase activity. Gene Ontology annotation, cellular component: extracellular matrix.
AUGCCAUGUGCCCGGAGGAGCUGGCUUGCAACCCUUCCCGUGGUGGCUCAGCUCCUUAACUUCGGGGCGCUUUGCCACGGGGGGCCGCCCCGGCCAGGCCCGCCGCGCUUCCCGGACACGAGGCAAGAGCAUUUUAUCAAGGCCCUGCCUGAAUACCAUGUGGUGGCUCCUGUCCAAGUAGAUGCCAGUGGGCAUUUUCUGUCGUAUGGCUUGCACCUUCCCGCCAAGAGCAGCAGGAGGAAGAGAGAUUUGGAUGGCUCAGAGGACCGAGUGUACUACAGAAUUUCUCAUGAGGAGAAGGACCUAUUUUUUAACUUGACAGUCAAUCAGGGAUUUCUUUCCAAUAGCUACAUCGUGGAGAAGAGAUAUGGGAACCUCUCCCAUGUUAAGAUGAUGGCUUCCUCCGCCCCCCGCUGCCAUCUCAGGGGCACGGUCCUGCAGCGGGGCACCAGAGUCGGGACAGCAGCCCUCAGUGCCUGCCACGGACUGACUGGAUUUUUCCAUCUACCCCAUGGAGACUUUUUCAUUGAGCCUGUGAAACAGCAUCCACUGGCUGAGGAAGGGUACCACCCACACAUCGUUUACAGGAGACAGAGGCGGAGGGUUCCAGAGGCCGAGGAGCCAACCUGUGGAUUGAAGGACAGUGUUGACACCUCCCAGAAGCAAGAGCUGCAGCGGGAGAAGUGGGAGAGGAACAACUUGCCAAGCAGAAGCCUCUCUCGGCGUUCCAUCAGCAAGGAGCGAUGGGUGGAGACACUGGUGGUGGCUGACACGAAGAUGAUUGAGUAUCACGGGAGUGAGAACGUGGAGUCCUACAUCCUCACCAUCAUGAACAUGGUCACCGGGUUGUUCUAUAACCCAAGCAUUGGCAAUGCAAUUCACAUUGUCGUGGUUCGGCUCAUUCUACUUGAAGAAGAAGAGCAAGGACUGAAAAUAGUUCACCAUGCAGAGAAGACACUGUCUAGCUUCUGCAAGUGGCAGAAGAGCAUCAAUCCCAAGAGCGACCUCAACCCUGUCCAUCACGAUGUGGCCGUCCUUCUCACCAGAAAAGACAUCUGCGCUGGUGUCAAUCGCCCCUGCGAGACCCUGGGUCUGUCUCACCUGUCAGGAAUGUGCCAGCCUCACCGGAGUUGUAACAUCAACGAGGACUCGGGACUCCCUCUGGCUUUCACAAUUGCCCAUGAGCUCGGACACAGCUUUGGCAUCCAGCAUGACGGGAAAGAAAACGACUGUGAGCCCGUGGGCAGGCACCCGUACAUCAUGUCCCGCCAGCUCCAGUACGACCCCACUCCGCUGACAUGGUCCAAGUGCAGCAAGGAGUACAUCACCCGCUUCUUGGACCGAGGCUGGGGGUUCUGUCUUGAUGACAUACCCAAAAAGAAAGGCUUGAAGUCCAAGGUUAUUGCCCCUGGAGUGAUCUAUGAUGUCCACCACCAGUGCCAGCUACAGUACGGACCCAAUGCUACCUUCUGCCAGGAAGUAGAAAACGUCUGCCAGACACUGUGGUGCUCAGUGAAAGGUUUUUGUCGCUCCAAGCUGGACGCUGCUGCAGAUGGGACACGGUGUGGUGAGAAGAAGUGGUGCAUGGCCGGCAAGUGCAUCACAGUGGGGAAGAAGCCAGAGAGCAUCCCUGGAGGCUGGGGCCGCUGGUCACCCUGGUCCCACUGUUCCAGGACCUGUGGCGCAGGAGCCCAGAGUGCAGAGAGGCUCUGCAACAACCCUGAACCAAAGUUUGGAGGGAAAUAUUGCACUGGAGAAAGAAAACGCUAUCGCUUGUGCAACGUCCACCCCUGUCGCUCAGACACACCAACAUUCCGGCAGAUGCAAUGCAGUGAAUUUGACACUGUUCCCUACAAGAAUGAAUUUUACCACUGGUUUCCUGUUUUUAAUCAAGCACAUCCUUGUGAGCUCUACUGCCGACCCAUAGAUGGCCAGUUUUCUGAGAAAAUGCUGGAUGCUGUCAUAGAUGGUACCCCGUGCUUUGAAGGCGGCAACAGCAGAAAUGUCUGUAUUAAUGGCAUGUGUAAGAUGGUUGGCUGUGACUAUGAGAUCAAUUCCAAUGCCACGGAGGACCGCUGUGGAGUGUGCCUUGGAGACGGCUCUGCCUGCCAGACCGUGAGAAAGAUGUUUAAACAGAAAGAAGGAUCUGGUUAUGUUGACAUCGCGCUCAUUCCGAAAGGAGCAAGGGACAUAAGGGUGAUGGAAGUUGAGGAAGCUGGAAACUUCCUGGCCAUCAGGAGUGAAGACCCUGAGAAAUAUUACCUCAAUGGAGGAUUCAUUAUCCAGUGGAAUGGGAACUAUAAGCUGGCAGGGACUGUCUUUCAGUAUGACAGGAAAGGGGACCUGGAGAAACUGAUGGCCACAGGCCCUACCAAUGAGUCCGUGUGGAUCCAGCUCCUAUUCCAGGUGACCAACCCUGGCAUCAAGUAUGAGUACACAAUCCGGAAAGAUGGCCUUGACAAUGAUGUGGAGCAGCUGAUGUACUUCUGGCAGUACGGCCGCUGGACAGAGUGCAGUGUGACCUGUGGGACAGGUAUCCGCCGGCAGACUGCCCAUUGCAUAAAGAAAGGUCGUGGGAUAGUCAAAGCUACAUUCUGUGACCCAGAAACGCAGCCCAAUGGGAGACAGAAGAAGUGCCAUGAAAAGGCUUGUCCACCCAGGUGGUGGGCCGGGGAGUGGGAAGCGUGUUCGGCCACCUGCGGGCCCCAUGGCGAGAAGAAGCGAACGGUGCUGUGCAUCCAGACCAUGGGCUCGGAUGAGCAGGCCCUCCUGCCUACCGACUGCCAGCACCUGCUGAAGCCCAAGACCCUUGUGUCCUGUAACAGAGACAUCCUGUGUCCGUCGGACUGGACAGUGGGCAACUGGAGCGAGUGUUCUGUUUCCUGUGGUGGGGGAGUGCGGAUUCGCAGUGUCACGUGUGCCAAGAACCAUGAUGAACCUUGCGAUGUGACAAGGAAACCCAACAGCCGAGCUCUGUGUGGCCUCCAGCAGUGCCCAUCCAGCCGAAGAGUGCUGAAACCCAGCAAAGGCACAAUUUCUAAUGGGAAACAUCUACCAACACCUGAGCAAGACCCCUUAAAGCCCACCCCUCCACCUCCACCCAGGCCCAGGGUGCUGACCACGACCACAGUGCCUGAGUCUGUGAGCACAGGGACUCCGACAAUCAGCAGCCCUAGUCCCAACACAACCUCCAAAGGAGGAGACCUGGAUGGGAAACAGUGGCAAAGUAGUUCAAUCCAACCUGAACUGGACCCUCACGAUCUCAUUUCCACUGGAAGCACUGCCCAGCCUGUCCUCACUUCCCAGUCUUCGAGCAUCCAGCCACAUAAUGAAAAUGUGUCCAAUUCAGAUAUUGGUCCUACCUCAGAGGGAGACCUUUUAGCUACAACAACAAGUGGUGUUGACUUGUCAUCUUCUAGCAACUCUGUCACUUGGCAGGUGACUCCAUUUUAUAAUACCUUGACCAAAGAUCCAGACAUGGAGAUUCACAGUGGCUCAGGGGAAGACAGUGAACAGCCUGAGAACAAAGAUGGAAACAACCCUGUAAUAUGGAACAAGAUUAGAGCACCUGAAAAUGAUGCUCCAGUGGAAAGUACAGAAAUGCCACUUGGACCUCCACCGACACCUUAUCUCCGGGGGGAGUCCUGGUGGCCACCCUUGAGCACAGCAAUGGAAGGACUCCUUACCAGCCAAAGGCCCAGCACUCUCAAAAAUGGGACACCCACCAUGGAGGGGGUGGAUUCUGAGAAGCCAGCUAACACUCCACUCCCUCUGGGAGGAGACCCCCAGCUAGCACCCUCAGAAAAGCCAGUAAACCAUAACCACCUGGAACUUUCAAACAACAUGAAUCUAACACAGAGUUCUGGGCCAGUCUUGAGUGAGGAGGAUGCAACAAGUCUGAUUGCUGAGGGCUUUUUGCUGAAUGCCUCCAACUACAAGCAACUCACAAACAGCCACAGCCCUGCAUACUGGAUUGUUGGAAACUGGAGUGAGUGUUCCACCACGUGCGGCCUGGGGGCCUACUGGAGGAGGGUGGAGUGCAGCACCCAGACAGACUCUGACUGCGCGGCCAUCCAGAGACCUGACCCUGCUAAGAGAUGCCACCUCCGCCCAUGUGCCGGCUGGAGAGUGGGAAACUGGAGCAAGUGCUCCAGAAACUGUAGCGGGGGCUUCAAGAUCCGCGAGAUUCAGUGCGUGGACAGCCGAGACCGCCGGAGCCUGAGGCCGUUUCACUGCCAGUUCCUGGCCGGCAUCCCUCCCCCCAUGAGCAUGAGCUGCAACCCCGAGCCCUGUGCGGAGUGGCAGGUGGAGCCCUGGACUCAGUGUUCCAGGUCCUGUGGAGGUGGAGUUCAGGAGAGAGGAGUGUCAUGUCCAGGUGGCCUCUGUGACUGGACAAAAAGGCCCACAUCCACCAUGCCCUGCAACGAGCACCUUUGCUGUCACUGGGCCACUGGGAAAUGGGACCAGUGCACCGCUGCCUGUGGAGGUGGCCUUCAGAAGAGGACUGUCCAUUGUGUCCCCUCAGAGGACAAUAAAACUGAAGACCAAGACCAGUGCCUGUGUGAUCAUGAACCCAGACCUCCAGAAUUCAAAAAAUGCAACCAACAGGCCUGCAAGAAGAGUGCUGAUUUACUUUGCACCAAGGACAAGCUGUCGGCCAGUUUCUGCCAGACGCUGAAAGCCAUGAAGAAAUGUUCUGUGCCCACUGUGAGGGAUCAGUGCUGCUUCUCGUGUCCCCAGACACAUGUCACCCACACCCAAAGGCAAAGAAAGAGACCGUUGCCCCCAAACCCCAAAGCACUCUGAGUCACUCUGGAAGCCACCCUCCACCAUAGACUGCAGCAGCUGCUGACCCGGACCUUUCGCCCUGGGGGCCGCCUCACUGAGGUUUUGCCGUACAUAUUUCAGGUUCAACUUUGGGUCAUACCAAAACAAAAUUCAUUGUGUUCCUCUAGCCACAAAAUGUCCCUCCCCAGAGGCCUGGGCUGUCAUACUUGCUGCUCCUUAUAGGAAGGUAACUAUCCAGGAGAAUCAGGCAUCACCUGGGAUCGGCUCCUGGGGAAGGUGCCAGACUAGGCAGGUCUGUGAAAUCCUGUCAUUUUUCCUCCCUUAAAGACAAAAUCAAAGAGACCAGACUUUUCCCAGACUACCUCAAUAGCAUCAGGAAACAGCCACACUCACCCAGGGAACAAAUAAUUUUGUUCAUUUACCUUGAUGAAUAUUUUUUUCUCCCUGCCUGCUGUUUAAAAUGAUAUGGAGGAGUUUUUAGGAAAUUGCCUUUAAUUCACGCAGGCAGAGGAGCACUUUCUCCACCCAGUGUUCACCUGGGGCAGGAAGAGAAAGUGAUGGCUCCAUCCUUCAGUCUCUUCCUCCGUCCCUGCAGGUAUCUGCCUACCCUGAGACACUAGACCACUGGAGGAAACGCGCACAGACAAGCAGCCUGAGGGAUUUAGGUUAGUUACACAGAAAAUAUUUCUGACUUGAGGAUAAUUUCUGUGAAAAUUCUUAAAAAGCAAAGGAACAGAAAUCCACUUGCUAGUAUAAGAAAGGAAAUGUGGGCCUUUGUUCUUCCCCCUUUUCUGGCAAAUACCUGUUCCUUUGCAGAAGAGCCAGUGGGUCCUCCUGUCUGCCUGUCCCUCCCUGCACAGUCCCCACCUGAGGCAGGAGUCAGGUCCCCCCACCAUCCUGCUGCAGGGACAUUAUCCCCAAAGAUCCUACACCCAGGUCCAUGGCUGCCACCUGCCCUCACCUCAGAAAAUGGAGCUACAGAUUAAAAUAUCUUAAAGAACCAGGUAAUUGCACUAAGUACAAGAACUUAGUACAAACUAGUACAGAAAAGAUGAUCUACUCAUUGUACUCAAUGCGUAGUUUUAAAGGUCUUUUACCUUGGGGGACACAGGCAAGUCAGGGAGUCCAAAACACUGAAAGUUAGAAUGCUCAUUUUGAUGUUUCUACCACCCAUCGGAAGUCAGAGUAGGCUGUGGUCUCAAAUUCAGAGUAAAUUUCCAGGCUAACUGAUUUCUAAGGGGAGGUGCUUAUGUGAACU